CUCCUCAUGUCCCUCCAAUUUAAUUUCCAACUCCCCAUAUCCCUUUGCUAUUUAUAACCAACAAUUGGCUGUAUAGGGCCAAUUCUUAGCAUUCAUAUUAUCUGUCUAGCUUUCCCGCCGCUCCCGUCAUGGAUGCGCCGCUGCUCGCCGCCGACACCCUCUCCGCCGCCGGCGAGGACGGCGACUACGCCGCGGUCAGGACAUGGCCGGAGCUGCGAUCGGUGUUCCGGACGGAGACGGCGAAGCUGUGGAAGAUUGCCGGGCCGAUCGCCUUCAACAUGGUGUGCCAGUUCGGGCUCAACUCCGUCACGGUCAUGUUCGCCGGCCACAUCGGCGACGUCGAGCUCUCCGGCGUGUCCGUUUCCCUCUCCGUCAUCGGCACUUUCACCUUCGGGUUCAUGCUAGGCAUGGCGAGCGCGCUGGAGACGCUCUGCGGUCAAGCUUUCGGAGCAGGACAACUCCACAUGCUAGGAAUCUACAUGCAAAGAUCAUGGAUCAUCCUCCUAGUCUCCUCCUUCUUCCUCCUCCCAAUCCUCAUCUUCGCCACUCCAAUCCUCAUCCUCUUGGGCCAAGAAGAACACAUAGCCAACAUAGCCGGGAAAUUCACAUUGCUAACAAUCCCCGAGCUCUUCUCACUCGCAAUCUACUUCCCGACCCAGAAGUUCCUCCAAUCACAGAGCAAAGUCGCCGCUCUGGCCUGGAUCGCCCUCGCCGCCCUGAUCGUGCACGUCCCCUUGCUCUGGCUCCUCGUUUUCGGGCUCGAAUGGGGCACGACGGGCGCCGCGUUGGCCUACAAUGUGACCAGCUGCGGGGUUGCGGUAGCCCAGUUGGUUUAUGUGAUCGCCCGGUGCAACGACGGUUGGACCGGGCUGUCGUGGUUGGCGUUUAAGGACAUUUGGGGGUUCGUCAGGCUGUCGAUCGCCUCGGCCGUCAUGCUCUGCCUCGAGCUUUGGUACUUCAUGAGUGUCACCAUUCUUACUGGUCAUCUCGACAAUGCCGUCAUUGCCGUCGGUUCGCUUUCUAUAUGUACAAAUGUCGAUGGUUGGGAAGCAAUGCUGUUCGUUGGUAUAACCAUGGCUAUAAGCGUUCGUGUCUCGAACGAGCUUGGAGCGGGGCGUCCCAGGGCAGCGAAAUACGCGGUCUACAUCGUCGUCUUCCAGUCGUUCGUGAUCGGGUUGUUGUGCAUGGUAGCAGUGCUGAUAUCGAAGGACCAUUUCGCGAUCAUUUUCACCGACAGCAGAGACCUGCAGAGAGCUGUGUCCAAGCUGGCGUUCCUCCUAGGCAUCACCAUGGUUCUCAACAGUGUUCAGCCUGUGAUUUCAGGUGUGGCAAUUGGUGCUGGUUGGCAAGGUCUGGUGGCCUACAUCAACGUAUUCUGUUACUAUGUGUUUGGAGUGCCGCUAGGGUUUCUGCUUGGCUACAAAUUUAACUUGGGAGUCGCGGGGAUUUGGGGAGGGAUGAUAGCAGGGGCAGUGUUGCAGACACUGAUACUCUUGUUCAUCCUCUACAAAACCAACUGGAACAAAGAGGUGGAGCAAUCAACAGAAAGAAUGAAGAAGUGGGGUGGGCAGGAAAUCAGUGGUGGUGAUCGUCAGGGGAAGAUCACUGGAGCUGUGUGAAGAUCAUGAGUUUAGGAGAAGAGACGAAUGUGGAGUGAUGAACUGGAAAAAGAGACUGAUCACUCAUUGAAACGUGAAAGUCAGAUUUUGAUUUGUCAUUUCAACGGUUUCCUUCUCUUUCUGCAGCUUAAAGCUGUUGCCUUCAACGUUUAGAUGCUUGGGGAAAUAGUCUAGUGAGUAGUUUUUGUGGAAGGAGUGAGCAAGGCUUGGUAGAUAAUUGAUAUUAUGCACUUUUGCCAAACUAUAAGCCAUCAAUGUCAGGAUGGCCGAGUGGUCUAAGGCGCCAGACUCAAGUUCUGGUCUUCGAGAGAGGGCGUGGGUUCAAAUCCCACUUCUGACAAUUUUUUCCUAUUUUCCACUUUCAAUGUUUUUCUUUUCUGCAGGCUUUAUUCAAGUGUGGCUAUUGGUGUUGGGUUAGCAACAAAAUCCAUUUUUUAUUUGAUUUAUGUUGGUCACAUUGUUGAUCCGUCGGGCAUUCGGAAAGGAAUGAUACCGUCUACAACAUUACAGACUCUGGUGUACUUCUCGUGU
This is a messenger RNA of Linum tenue, 2150 nucleotides long. NCBI's taxonomy places the organism in Eukaryota, Viridiplantae, Streptophyta, Magnoliopsida, Malpighiales, Linaceae. The record is from the annotation of a GenBank genome assembly.